AUGGUAGCAUUCAUGAUCAUGCCAUUUCUACCGACUGCGACAACCAGCAAAUCAGAAAAGUGCCCUCUGAGAGAUGCCCUCCCUGACCUCCAUGAGUUGUACCAGCCAGGGAACUUCCUCCUUGGUGGGAUUGUUUCUCAGAUCGGCUAUGUGUUUUGUGACCUGAACUUCAGGAAAAACCCUUCACUGGACUUGUUUGAGGUUCCCAAUGUUGUGACUAAGUUGUACCAGCAUGUCCUGGCCUUGGAAUUCGCUAUUAGUGAGGUCAAUGCGAAUACCCAGAUCUUACCCAAUAUCACACUUGGUGUCCACAUCUCCGACAGCUAUUAUGAUGCAAGAGUGACCUAUCGCAGCUCUUUUGACCUUAUCUUCAAGAUACAUCGAAGCUUCCCCAAUUAUAUGUGUGACACUCAUAAAAACCUGAUGGCUGUCAUUGGUGGACUUUCCUCUGAUACCUCCUUUCAAAUGGCAGACAUCUUUGGUCUUUAUAAGAUUCCACAGCUCACGUAUGGUUCAUUUCCCCCAGAGGAGAAGGAUACAAAACUGUUCCAUUCCUUUUACCGCAUGGUAUCAAAUGAUGAACUUCAGUACAUGGGGAUUAUCUGGUUGCUUCAGCAUUUUGGCUGGAUGUGGGUCGGGCUGUUUGCUGUGGAUAAUGACAAUGGAGAACAUUUCUUGAAAGUCCUGGAGCCACUGCUUUCCAAACAUGGAAUCUGUUCAGACUUCACUGAAAGAUGUCCAAACACUAUUGGAGUGAACAAAAUAUUUGAUGUUAAUGAGUUAUUAUCAACUUUAUAUCGGCGUUUCACAGAAAGCAAAGCCAAUGCAUAUAUUUUCUAUGGAGAAUCAAGAACCCUUCUGAUAUUUAUCACUGGUAUGCUCCUAGGAGAUCCUGGAUAUAAAGAAAAUGCCUCCUACAGAAAGGUGUGGAUUCUGACAGGCCAGGUUGAUUUUGCAUUAGUAGGCAGUCAAAAGCACUGGGACUUCCAAUACUUUGAUGGUGCAAUUUCCUUCUCAGCUCACUCAAAUGAAGUAGCUGGAUUUCAGACAUUUCUUCAGAAUGUAAACCCUAAGUGGGAAAAAGUAGAUUGUUUUCUAGAGACCUUUUGGGAACAAGCCUUUGAUUGCACUCUUCAGAGUCCCCAGAAGGGAAUGAAGAUCCCGGAUGCAUGCACUGGGGAGGAGAAGCUAGUGAAUCUCCCAAGGGCAGUUUUUGAAAUGGACAUGAGUGGUCAUAGUUACAGCAUCUAUAAUGCAGUCUAUGCUGUGGCACAUGCAUUGUAUGCUGUGUACUCAUCCAGAUCCAUCUACAGAGCAAUUCCGGGUAGGAAAAUUAUUGAGUUUCCAGAUCUACAACCUUGGCAGCUCCAUCCAGUCCUUCAAGGCAUUGUGUUUAAUAACUCAGAAGGAGAAGCCAUGUCUUUUAAUGCAAAGAGAGAAAUGGGAACUGGAUUUGACAUAACAAACUUCAUCACCUUCCCAAACAAGUCCUUUCUUAGAGUGAAAGUUGGAAGAGUGAAUCCCAAUGCUCUUGUAGGACAAGAAUUCAUCAUUCAAAAGGAAAUGAUUUCAUGGCCAAGGAAUAUGAGCCAAGGGGUGCCCCUUUCCUUGUGCAAUGAUUACUGCCCGCCUGGCUAUCACAAGAAGAAGAAAGAAGGGAAGAAAUUCUGCUGCUACGAUUGUGCUCCAUGUCCACAAGGAAAGAUUUCAAACCAUGUGGAUAUGGAUGACUGUGUUCUAUGUCAGGAAAAUCAGCAUCCAAGCAAGGAUCAAGAUCAAUGUAUUCCCAAAAUGACAAACUUCCUAUCUUAUGAAGAACCUUUAGGGAUCUCUUUGACUUCCAUUGCUGUGACCUUAUCUGUAAUUACACUGUUGGUUCUAGGAAUUUUUAUUAAGUACCAAGAUACCCCCAUAGUCAAAGCCAACAACCGAGAUCUCAGCUAUACACUUCUGGUCGCCCUUCUGUUUUGUUUCCUCUGCUCUUUGCUUUUCCUUGGAAGACCAAGGAAGUUAACUUGCUGGCUCCAGCAACCUGCUUUUGGCAUCAUCUUCUCAGUGGCUGUUUCUUGUGUGUUGGCCAAAACCAUUACUGUGGUUGCAGCUUUUAUGGCCACCAAACCAGGGACCGACAUGAGAAAGUGGGUGGGAAGAAGACUGAGCAAUUCUAUUGUCCUUUCCUGCUCUCUUAUUCAAGUAGGUAUUUGUGUAAUGUGGCUGGGAACUUUCCCCCCUUUCCCAGAUUUAGAUGCACAGUCCAUGACUGAAGAGAUAGUGAUACAAUGCAAUCCAGGGUCUAUCACCAUGUUCUACAUGAUCCUCAGCUACAUGGGACUUCUGUCCAUUCUCAGUUUGACCGUGGCGUUUUUUGCUAGGAAUUUGCCAGACAGUUUCAAUGAGGCCAAGUUCAUCACCUUCAGUAUGCUGAUAUUUUUCAGUGUUUGGUUGUCUUUUGUUCCAACCUACCUGAGCACCAAAGGAAAAUACAUGGUAGCUGUGGAGAUCUUCUCCAUCUUGGCCUCUAGCAGUGGCUUACUAUGCUUUAUCUUUUUCCCAAAAUGUUACAUUAUUCUGCUGAGACCUCAACUGAAUCACAGGAAACAGCUAAUUAGGAGAAAUACUUAG
Messenger RNA from Heteronotia binoei (common prickly gecko), 2622 nucleotides. RefSeq names its product vomeronasal type-2 receptor 26-like. Lineage: Eukaryota; Metazoa; Chordata; Lepidosauria; Squamata; Gekkonidae. The transcript is spliced from 6 exons. Gene Ontology annotation, molecular function: G protein-coupled receptor activity. Gene Ontology annotation, biological process: G protein-coupled receptor signaling pathway. Gene Ontology annotation, cellular component: membrane. The record is from RefSeq and is a predicted model, not a curated record. Bases 1 to 2622 code for a protein of 873 amino acids.